AUGACGAGAGAAACACAGGAGACGACAUUCACUGAUAAUCCUAACGUUUAUCAGCAUGCAGAGGGAAUUGAGGAAGAAGACGUCUACGUUAAUGCAGAAUAUUACACUGUGGAUAAAACACCUGCCACUUCAGAUAAAAAGUUUCUCUCCAUCAUUCGGCCUUUUUUACCAGUGGCAGUCGGUUGGGUGAUACUGUUGGUUAUCAUGGCUCCCCGUAUCCACUUUACCUCUGUCAUCUCCACCAAGCUGAGCAACGAGAUUAAAAGUUCAGACCAAGCCAAUCAGUACCUUUCUGCGGUCAUCAAAGCCAAUGAAAACUUCAGUAGUCUGACAGAUCAACUGAAGGCAGAAAACCAGCAGCUGAAGGAAGAAAACCAGCAGGUGAAGGCAGAAAACCAGCAGGUGAAGGCAGAAAACCAGCAGGUGAAGGCAGAAAACCAGCAAGUGAAGGCAGAAAGCCAGCAAGUGAAGGCAGAAAGCCAGCAGGUGAAGGCAGAAAACCAGAAGGUGAAGGCAGAAAACCAGCAGGUGAAGGCAGAAAACCAGAAGGUGAAGGCAGAAAACCAGCAGCUCAGGGCAGGAAAGGAAACUAACUCAACCACUUCACCAUUCUGGACUAUGCCAACACCAACCUGGAUGGCAUUUCCAAACACAACCUCACCUGGGUGGAAUCAGACUGUGUGGAAUCAGACUGAGGGGAGGUCAUACUUCAACAAGAGAAAAAAGAGACAGACUGAUCCUUGUCAGUCAGGUUGGUUUCACUUCCAGGACAGCUGCUAUGUGAUCUGGAGCAACACAAGCAGCAGCUGGGAAGAAGCUCGAGACGACUGCAGAGGCAAGACGGCAGAUUUGGUUGUUAUGGAAAGUCCAGAGGAGCAGGAGUUCAUCAGUAACAUCACUCGGACCAGUUUGGGGAUCAGCAGCUACUGGAUCAACCUCAGAGCCGAAGCUGACGGCUGGCAGUUUGUUAAUGGAAGUGAUCUGACGAAAGACGUCUGGAUGAAACAACCUGCUGACGGCCAUCGUUGUGCGAUUUUUACCCAAGAGAGCGAUGGAUGGAAAGCUGUGAGCUGCGAUGUCAAAAAUGGAUGGAUAUGUGAGAAGAAAGCUGAUUAA
Scomber japonicus (chub mackerel) is the source of this 1116-nucleotide messenger RNA. Its product is annotated as CD209 antigen-like. NCBI's taxonomy places the organism in Eukaryota, Metazoa, Chordata, Actinopteri, Scombriformes, Scombridae. The record is from RefSeq and is a predicted model, not a curated record. The transcript is spliced from 7 exons. Bases 1 to 1116 code for a protein of 371 amino acids.